GUUGUGGAGUGCAAGGUAUUUGAAGGAUAAUUGGAUAGACACGGAUUUACCGUCGACCAAGUUCGAGAACAAUCUGAAGCAUCUAGGGGAGCAACAGCCGGUAACGUCCAGUAAAUUGUUUUACAGAGUGGAGAACACGGUUACGCCGCAGGCAGAUAAUCCGGUGCUAUGUGUUAAGCCGGUGACGGGGAUGAUUCAUGGUUAUGCGAAGCUGUUCAUAACUCGGGAAACUUUUUGGCUUCUUCUUCCCCCUUUCAGUACGUCUGCUGAAUAAGGAGCAGCGAUGGCGGCUCUGCAAUACCUCGAAUCUCUACGAGAGUCGCACCCGGAGCUUUCCGAUUGGUACAAUUGCCUGGCAGAUCUGUACCAGAAGAAGCUCUGGCACCAGCUCACUCUCAAGCUCGAACAGUUCGUUGCUCUCGCCGUCUUCCAGGUACCGUUUUCAGCUCUUACCUUAUUCAUGUGUUGCUGCAUAGCUUUAUGGGGAAUGAGAUCGCCGGAGGCGGUGAUUGUGCCGCGGAGUGGCAAGCAUGGAGUGAUGUUCUGGUUGAGGAACUUUGUGAUUGCCUCUAAAAUUUCAAAUCGAAUGCCAGAGUAUCCCUGGAGGAGGGUGUUGAUCCUGACCAGCAUGGCUGCUCUGCUGGCUGAGUGAGGCAGCAUAUGUGGAAAAAAAAAAAAAGAGAUGGGUUUAACUGCUGACCGUUUGGGACUUAACGGUCAGCAGUGACGGCAACAUGGACGGUGUUAGUGGAGGGACGACAACGAACAAAAAAAGCCAAGUAGAGGGACGACGUUUUGGCUCUUUGGAGAGUAGAGGGACGACAACGAACAUGACCUUAGUAGAGGGACAAGAACGAAUAAAAUAUUAAAGUAGAG
Messenger RNA from Rubroshorea leprosula, 876 nucleotides. The record is from the annotation of a GenBank genome assembly. NCBI's taxonomy places the organism in Eukaryota, Viridiplantae, Streptophyta, Magnoliopsida, Malvales, Dipterocarpaceae.